UGUGCCCGCCUCUGUAAAGAUGGCGGCGGUGUCGGUGUUCCCCGGCGUGCGGCUCCUCAGCAUCGGGGACGCGAAUGGCGAAAUCCAGCGACACGCAGAGCAGAGAGAGCUGCGGCUGGAGGCCCGGGGAGGGGACAUAGCGCUUUAUAACGCGGAGAAUGUCUGCGUGUUUAAAUGCUCAAUCACUCGGGAUACAGAAUGCAGCCGUGUUGGGAAGCAGUCUUUUAUUGUCACUCUGGGAUGCAACAGUGUGCUGGUCCAGUUUGCCACCCCAUCAGAUUUCUGUUCAUUUUACAACAUCAUCAAGAACUGCCGCUGCCAGUCCAUGGAAAAAAGUGUCUUCAGCGAGCGGACAGAAGAAUCGUCUGCGGUGCAGUACUUCCAGUUUUAUGGAUACUUAUCACAGCAACAGAAUAUGAUGCAAGAUUAUGUGAGGACGGGGACGUACCAGAGAGCCAUUUUGCAGAAUCACACAGACUUUAAAGACAAGGUAAUCUUGGAUGUCGGCUGUGGUUCAGGGAUCCUUUCCUUCUUUGCAAUUCAGGCUGGAGCUCGGAAGGUGUAUGCUGUGGAAGCCAGCUCUAUGGCGCAGCAUGCCGAGCUGCUGGUAAAGAGUAAUAAUCUAAUGGAUCGCAUCGUGGUGAUCCCAGGGAAAGUGGAGGAGGUUACUCUCCCAGAGCAAGUCGAUAUCAUCGUCUCUGAACCUAUGGGAUACAUGUUGUUCAAUGAAAGGAUGCUGGAGAGUUACCUGCAUGCAAAGAAAUUUCUCAAACCAAAUGGUAAUAUGUUCCCCACAAUUGGAGAUGUUCACUUGGCUCCGUUCACAGAUGAGCAGCUUUAUAUGGAGCAGUUUACAAAGGCCAACUUCUGGUAUCAGCCAUCUUUCCACGGGGUGGAUCUCUCCGCUCUCAGAGGUGCUGCGGUAGAUGAGUAUUUCAAGCAGCCAGUAGUGGACACAUUUGAUAUCCGAAUCCUUAUGGCCAAAUCUGUGAAGUAUACAGUAAAUUUCCUGGAUGCCAAAGAGGCUGACCUGCACAGGAUAGAGAUCCCUUUUUCCUUCCACAUGCUUCACUCUGGACUGGUGCACGGUUUAGCAUUCUGGUUCGAUGUUGCUUUCAUUGGAUCAAUAAUGACUGUCUGGCUUUCCACAGCCCCAACUGAGCCUCUUACUCACUGGUACCAAGUCCGCUGCCUCCUGCAGUCCCCACUCUUCACCAAAGCUGGAGACACAUUGUCUGGGACUGUGCUGCUCAUUGCCAAUAAAAGGCAGAGUUACGAUAUCAGUAUUGUUGCUCAGGUGGAACAGACCGGUUCCAAAUCAAGUAAUCUCCUGGAUCUGAAGAACCCUUUCUUCAGGUACACAGGCAGCACGCCAUCCCCACCUCCUGGCUCCCACUACUCUUCUCCUUCUGAGAAUAUGUGGAACACAGCCGGAGCUUAUGGCAUGAACACAGGAAUGGGCAUGGGUGGAAUGCCCACUGCGUAUGAUCUCAGCAGUGUUAUAGCUGGCGGCUCAGGCAUCAGCCACAGUAACCUCAUCCCUCUAGGUGAGCAGAAUGCAGCCUCUUGCCGUCCUGCGUCCCUGCACCCGGAGCCCCAAGACCUGACUCUCGGACCCUCCACUAACACAGGAAUUGUUAAUCACACCCACUCAAGAAUGGGAUCUAUCAUGAGCACAGGAAUUGUCCAAGGUUCCGCUGGUGGUCAAACUGGCUCAAGCAACUCCACCCAUUACCAGGUCAACCAGUUCACCAUGGGUGGACCCGCCAUUUCUAUGGCCUCUCCGAUGUCCCUCACCACCAACACAAUGCAUUAUGGGAGUUAAAGGUCGCCAUUUCUCCCCUUCCCGCCUCUCUGCUUCUACCUCCCUCCUCUCUUCAAACUGACAGUAAGAGGAUACCAAAUGAUGCGGCGAUGUUUCAUUGCACUCCAUUGGAUUCGCUGCAGUCUCUUUAUCAAGACAUCUGCACCGCUUGUCACAAGUCUUUGUUGUUCCUUCUCAGGUGCAGAGAUUUCGUUUGGCUUCUCUCUCUCCCCAACACCAUCACCCUUUCUUUUUUACCCGUUCUGCUAUUUCCCUCCCCCAUUUCGUUAACCUGCUCCCAUUUGUAUCAUACGACAAAGCUUAAAUGCUUUGCUUUCUGAAAAUGAACUUGUACAUUUUUUUUUUCUUUUUUUAAAGAAAUUACUUAAAACCUCACUGUGUCAAAAAAUGGAACAAAAUGGGGGGGAAAAGUGAGGAAGAAAGAAACCUCCAAUCAGGGCCGUCUGUUUUGCAAAAAAAAUGCAAAAAUUGCGCAUUGCUUUUAAAAAAGCUUCCUUUAGCACAUUGGAAUUUACAUUCGGUGUAGCCCUAGGGGCAUUGCUGUGAAUUAGUAUUAUGGUUAGAUAGCGUCCCUUCAAGAGGCAGGUGCAGCCCGAGAGAAGAUAGUAUGGUCUAAAAGCAGUAGGUAAUGGUGCACUGCUGACAUAAAGGUACAGAUUGUUUUUUAUUUUGUCUUCCUUAAGGAGGUAGAAUGUAAAGGCCUAAUCUUCUCACAGAAGAAUAUUUGUAGCGUUUACAUUCAUCUGUCUUUUUGUUGUUUGCUCUUUGAUGGUCAGCCCGUGGCAAAUAAAAGUUAAAAUCUACUGUGGCCGUUAAGAGAAUAGAUAAUCCUGUCCCCAUAUUUCCAUAUAUCCGUUUAAAGCAGAUCGCACUAAAAACACUAAUUUGUUAAUGUUGCUCCUCUGAGUUCAGAGCUAACUGUAUCGUGCUGGCUGGUGGGGUUUACAUUGACUGUCUCCUAAACAGUGUAUACAGCAAUACUACAAUCCCUUUCCCAUCAUUUGUAAUACACCUUUCCAUUCUCUAGAAUUCACAAUUUAGGGAAUAUACCCCCUUAUUAGCUUUGCCUCUUCAUAACAUCACUGCUGUGAUGUUGUACCAUAAUAUACAACUAAUUGUCUAUCCCUGUUGUAGAUCGAUUGGACUGCACUUCCAGUUUUAUACUGUAAAUGCUGUUAGUCCUAGUCUCUUUAACUUAAAGUUAAGGCAUUCUUCUUUGCCGACUCCAUUUAUUUCUGUGUACGCAGGUGUAAUCUAUGUAUGAACAAAAUAAGGUUCAUGACAGUAGCCAUCUUGGUUUUCAUUUGUAAGGAUUCCAGGGAAGAGGAUUAUUUUAAACAAAACUAGUAUGCAGUAGUGUUAUCACAACACCGUAUAAUCCAUUUUUUUUUUUUAUUGUUAAUUUGCAAUAAUACCACCUAAGUAUUUCAAGCAAUAGACACAAACUGGCUGCUUUCACUGACUUUCUUAUGUUGGUCGUAUAAUUACAAGUGCAUACCUAGGCGAGGAGAUGCCUCUUUUUAUAAAUGAUCCCUAAAUAAUAUUUUGGCAUGAUUUCCCUUUGAGCAAAAUAGCAAUAAUAAGCAUUGGUAUUUUAAACAUUGAGACAAUUUUAAAGAGUAUGAAAAUGUAGGCAUUUAUUCAUUAAACUGUGCAUUGCCAAUCAUUGGAGCCGUUUUUGACUGGCGAUGGCCUACCAAGUACAAUUCAGUUGUCAAAUUGUUUAGUGAAUAGUUCCUCCAGAUUCUUAAUGAAGAGAGGUCACAGGGGCUGAGGAGAGAUACAGCAGUAAAAUGUACUCAAGGCUUUAACAGUAUACAUGUUAGAGCAGAAUAGGAUGGGAGCUAGAUGCAUAUCCAGUUAGUAAGCUUUCUAAAAAGGGCUGCACAUUGAGCGAGAACAGGAGGAUUAUGGGAGCUGGGGUAGUUUAAAUGUACAGAUCUUUCAUGCCCUUUUGUCUAGUUAUGGACACUUCUCUUUCUCUGUGUGCAUAACACAGAUUCCGUUACCUGCCUCAACUUCCCCACCCCUUCCUCCUACCCCUGUCUUUUCCUCCGACGAAGUGGUUAGCGCAUGUUUGUUUUUUGUUUUUAUGAACGUGUCAGAAUUGCCCUGAACGUCCGUCCCAAUAGUUUAUUUUUCUUUGUUUACCCAUCCGCUAUUCCUAUAGUAUUUAGGGUUGUGUGUUUGUAAACUUUCCUCUAAACCUUUUGGUUCCAAAGGGAGUGACUAAAUGAACUGCACUCACCUCUGGCACCAAAAAGUAUGAGAUCCCCACCCAUUUUAGUGAUUCCUCCCUCCCCAUUUAUUAAAAUGCUUGUCACAGGAUCCCAAUCGCACCCUGUCUGUUUUUUUUGUUGGUUUGUCUGCCUCUGAUCGGAUGGCAGACUGUAGUUUAUCAGAUGGAUUUUCACAGGUAACGUUGAAGGACCCAGUAGGAAACCAUUGCAAACACAGCUGCUGUUCUCAGUUCUGUCUGUAGUGUUCAAUAAAGUUGGGAGGGAUUAUUUUUUUUUUUAUUUUAAAAUAUAAA
Messenger RNA from Pelobates fuscus (common spadefoot toad), 4358 nucleotides. It is a transcript of the gene CARM1, whose product is annotated as coactivator associated arginine methyltransferase 1. Lineage: Eukaryota; Metazoa; Chordata; Amphibia; Anura; Pelobatidae. The transcript is spliced from 16 exons. Gene Ontology annotation, biological process: peptidyl-arginine methylation. The record is from RefSeq and is a predicted model, not a curated record. Gene Ontology annotation, molecular function: protein-arginine N-methyltransferase activity. Bases 20 to 1825 code for a protein of 601 amino acids.